This is a messenger RNA of Mollisia scopiformis, 1519 nucleotides long. RefSeq lists its product as uncharacterized. The transcript has 3 exons. The coding region runs from base 92 to 1237 and encodes 381 amino acids. Gene Ontology annotation, biological process: regulation of transcription by RNA polymerase II. NCBI's taxonomy places the organism in Eukaryota, Fungi, Ascomycota, Leotiomycetes, Helotiales, Mollisiaceae. The record is from RefSeq and is a predicted model, not a curated record. Gene Ontology annotation, molecular function: DNA-binding transcription activator activity, RNA polymerase II-specific; zinc ion binding.
AUUCAACAGUAUCGCAAUCACAUUCGAUUUGUGAUCACAGAAGGGGCUUGUAUCUCACGUCGAUGACCUGAAACAUUCAACACCGUUCCAGAUGCAUCGUCGAAGCCACCGGAAGUCUAGGAACGGGUGCAGAGAAUGCAAACGCCGUCAUAUCAAGUGUGACGAAAACCGCCCCAACUGCACUAAUUGUCAAACAGCCCAGCUCUGUUGUUCCUACUCUACCAAGACUCCAGACCAUGGUAAUUUCAUCCCGUUCGACAACUCGCACAAAUCUUCCUCCAGUCCAACCUCUACCAACACCUCACAACCUCUACUCGUACCUGGUCCCUACGUUAAUCUUCUCCAUCUUGAACUGUUCAAUCAUGUCGCCAACGACGAGGACGCUUUCAUCAUCACUGAUGCAACCACACGUACCCAGCGUCCUCGAAUCUUGAAACUUGCAUUCACAUGGCCCUUCCUCUUGUAUGAGUUACUGGCAUGUUCCUCGAUGCACUGUUCUCUCACUCAUCCCGACAUCUCCAAACAUCAAAUGUAUCGCGACGAAGCUUCAAGAUUGCAAGCCGAAGGACUGACAUCAUUUAACGACACCGUCAAGGAGAUCACCGACGAUAAUGUGAUUCCUGCAUUCUUGUUUUCUGGGAUUCUCGGCCUUCAUUCUUUCAGUGAUGUUUUCUCGAUGCCAGGACAGGAUCUGGAUGCAUUUCUGGAUAGAUUGGUGCAUAGUAUACGGUUGCUCCGUGGAGUUCAAACAGUCUUGAGUGGGAAGUGGGAGUUGAUCCUCAAAUCAGACAUUGGGCCUUUGGUGCAACCUGGUGAACCCCUCUUCGAUACCGAUGAUGUUGUUCUUGGACUCGAAAAGCUAAGAGGAAGACUUUCGGAUCUCUGGGGUGUCGAUACGACGCAGGUACAGGUCUGUGACAAAGCCAUGGAUCAGAUGUGUUGGGUGUACAGGUCUAAUCUAGGUACGUCCAUCCCAGAUGGACGUGCAAGUCCAAGAAUGGUCACGUCGUGGCCGGUGAUGGUAUCAACCGAGUUCACGGAACUCGUUGAUAAGAGGAAUCCGAGAGCUUUGAUUGUCCUUGCUCACUUUUCUGUACUGCUGCAUCGGUGUCGAAACGUGUGGGCUGUGGGAAGUGCAGGAACUACUUUGCUCAACGCUCUAGGUAUAUAUUUAGGGUCUGAAUGGGAGGACUGGUUAGCGUGGCCGAGGACUAUGGUUUAUGGCACUGGUGACUGAUGCGUUGUCUUUCUCAUCGAAGUGCGCGAAACUCAGUACUCCAACUUGUCGGUCGCCCGCUGAGGCUUCCAGAUUCUCCGCACAUGAGGCUGGAAAGGCACAACAACGGUAUCGGUACUUGCCACUAAUCAAUCACCCGACAUCUCCAGCAUUUGUUCAAGGUUUCCCGAGCAUCAAGCCCACACCAGCUGGAGCUCCGUCAACCUGACCGACAUUCCACUGGGUCAUUGUCGAACCUGACUCCCGACAAUACAGCUCCCUCCUUGGCUCCUCGGCCCGGCA